Molecule: messenger RNA, 2345 nt
Organism: Trichophyton rubrum CBS 118892
Lineage: Eukaryota; Fungi; Ascomycota; Eurotiomycetes; Onygenales; Arthrodermataceae
Exons: 2
Coding region: 255-2345 (696 amino acids)
Source: RefSeq, a predicted model, not a curated record
GGCGCAGACGACCUGAGUGCUGUUGUCUUUGAGCCGGAGCACCGCAUUCUCCCCAUGGGUGCAAUCGCAGAGGAGGAUGAAGAUGGCGAGGAGAAGACCGAGAGCUCUGACAGGGGUGACAGAGUCUACGAUGAGCUCGACGAGCUGACCUCUAUGCUGGAGAACGCAAAGCUGAAGCUGACGGUAUGUUGAUAUAUACCCGUUGAUUUUCCCCCUACAUAUACUGGUAUUCUAACAUUGACAUCUACCAGCAUAUGGAAGGCAACCUGAACCGCGCGAGGAGCUCGUUUCGCAUGACGCCGUCGCCUUCGCCAUCUCUGAAUCGGGCUUUUGGCAGCGCCGGAAGCUCGUACCAUAAGCAUCUCCAAAGGGGGGAGAGGCGCUCCCAGACAUCUCUGGCAGGCGCAUUGCUACGCCAAAGGGCCCAUCAGGGGUAUACCGGCAAUGCAUCUCAUCUUCGUGGACAGAGUGACCUCUGCUCUCCAUCACAAUCGUCUUUCAACCGGCUAUCGGGGGUGAACGGACAAUUUAGAUCGUUCAGUGCCCUGGGUUCAACCAGUGCCUCUGAGUAUAGGACUGGAUUCUAUUCCCACGUAGAGGGGGAAGAACAAGACGAUGACAAGGAACCAACUACCGAAGCCAGCACAUUAGUCCCUGAAGCUACCCCCGACAGGUCCAGGUCACUGACUCCCUCUUCACAGUCGGCCCCUAUACCCAAUGGGCAGUCAAGAACGUCACCUCUUCCCAGUGGUGAUGUCAAGAGCUCGCCUUCAUCCUCAAAAUCUCUACCCUUGAUCAACAAACCUGAUUCCUGCAGCCAGUCAACAACCCCUCCAUCUCCCGCAAGUGCGCAUCUUCAAAUGCGUGGUCUACAGGGCCAAGUAGACGGGCUAAGAUCAAAGCUUUCCACGCUCAAAGAAAGGACUCAAGAGGAAUCAAUACGCAGACGUAGCCAGCAAAGCCUACGCACACCAAGUCCGUUCACUGUAGCGGAUGAGAACUACACCAAUCCUCUCGAAUAUCAGAGGCGGUCCUCAUACCCAGAAACUCUUGCUACUCCUGAUUACAACAAGCCACAGUCUCCUCCCCCUGCGCUCCAUGAAGAGUCGCAUAAUACUGCAUGCACAUCAUCUCCAACUCUGCCCCACGAGGAAAACCAACAGGAUGAUUUGGAAGAUAAGGAAGAUUCCAUAGAAUUCACCGAGGACACCGUAUCCAAUCCCAUACAAGGCACUGCUGAAAGUCCCAUCGAGGGUCCUGUCGAGGAGCCUGUUGAGGGACCUAUUGAAGAGCCAAUCGAGGAACCCAUCCAGGGCCCUGCUCCUCAAACCCCAGCUGGCAAUGAUACUAGGAAGAUAAUUGAAGAAACAGAUGAAAGCGAGUCCGAAUACUUUGAAUAUUCGGAUAACGAAUCUGAACCAUCUGAAAUUGACAGACAAGAACUUGAAGAGAUACUGCGAGAACCAAUGGGCAGCCCAACUGAAUCAGUGUACCAGGACAUCCUAGAAGAAUUCCCUUCUGUUCCACCAGUCCAGGAGACAAUCCGUCACGAGGACCGUAUCGAUGCCUUUGAUUACGAGCAUUUCAUCCUUCACAGUGCGCUCGGAACAUAUUCGGGACGAUUGAACCGCUCGGGUAGUAUCUGUUCUUCUGGAUCAACUGAAACCACACGCCCGGAUGGCCGUGAAACACCAAAGAACGGGUCAGGGUCGGCUCUCUCAAGGGUAACUAGCAGCGACUCGAUUUCGACAGAUGCCACCUUUGCUACCGCAACUGAGGGAGACUAUGGAUACCACGAUGCUCUGACUUCGCCCAAUGGCAAUGGAAUCUACUGGGGAAGAAACCGACCUUCAAACAGACUAUCCCGUCAAUUCACGGACGAUUCCUUGACCCUUCCCACCCAACAAUAUUACGAUAGUACAUCAACCUUUUCCCGCACCCAGUCAGCCUCAUCAACACCUCGUGCCUCUAUAUCAUCCGUCACUGCCGCGAAGGAUGAAAACGCCGCAUUAUUAGCCUCCAUCUCCGAACUCAAGAAGGCCGCGGCUACUCCUCAGACUCCAGGCCUCCUUGUUAGAUCUAUCCUCUCCUCAGCUGCCAACGAGAAGGCCAGCGACGCCUCUGCACUAUAUUCUCCCCAGAACGGCAGUCUAUGCGAUGCCGAUUCUAAACUUGUAGAAGCAGUCAUCCAAAGUCUUGGAAAUGUGAGCCUUGAGCUCCUUCGAGCUUCAACGGCCGACCUUCAAUCUCCCAUCGAUAACCGGAUUGCCACCAUUCUACGGCGCAGACUAGAUGCUGCCCGGAGGAUAUUGGAUGGUGUUGCACCAUUAGAAACCGGCCUCUAA